Phragmites australis (common reed) is the source of this 1124-nucleotide messenger RNA. Its product is annotated as probable F-actin-capping protein subunit beta. Lineage: Eukaryota; Viridiplantae; Streptophyta; Magnoliopsida; Poales; Poaceae. The record is from RefSeq and is a predicted model, not a curated record. Bases 179 to 937 code for a protein of 252 amino acids. Gene Ontology annotation, cellular component: F-actin capping protein complex; cytoplasm. Gene Ontology annotation, biological process: cell morphogenesis; barbed-end actin filament capping; actin cytoskeleton organization. Gene Ontology annotation, molecular function: actin filament binding. The transcript has 8 exons.
CAAAAAGGAAGAGCAAUCUAAAAGGCACAUAGAGGAGGAGAUCAAAAGAAGAGAGCCACAGAAGAAGAAAUGGAGACGAGGAACUGAAUUAGGACAAGACCAAGAAACCAAACCAGGGGAGUCGGAGGAGCAGCGGCAGAAGACAGGAGGGAUUCUUAAAGAUACAGGCAGCAAACGCAUGGAGGCGGCCAUGGAUCUGAUGCGGCGGAUGCCGCCGCGGAGCACGGAGACGGCGCUCAACGCGCUGCUGUCCCUCCUCCCCGACCACUCCCUCGACCUCCUCUCCCAGGUCGACCUCCCGCUCCAGGUAUGGAUGGAUAAGGAGAGCAUGAAGGAAUACAUUCUAUGCGAGUAUAACCGUGACGCUGACUCCUACCGAUCACCUUGGUCGAACAAGUACGAGCCUCCUUUGGAAGAUGGGACAGUUCCCUCUGAAGAGAUGAGGAAUCUUGAGAUUGAGGCAAAUGAAGUCUUUUCUGUCUAUCGUGACCAGUACUAUGAAGGUGGGAUCUCAUCUGUGUACAUUUGGGAGGAUGAAGAUGAUGGCUUUAUCGCGUGCUUCUUAAUAAAGAAAGAUGGACAAGGCAAAAGAGGGUACAUGCAGAUAGGUUCAUGGGAUGCUAUCCAUGUUAUUCAGGUUGGUCCUGAGGAGGAAGGAGCAGCACAUUACUGCUUGAACAGCACUGUGAUGCUAUCAUUGACAACAGACAACAAGCAUUCUGGAACUUUCAACCUAUCAGGGUCGAUUAGACGGCAGAUGAGUAUGACUCUUGCUGUGGCAGAUGGGCAUCUUGUUAAUAUGGGGAAGAUGAUAGAAGAAAUGGAGGGCAAGUUGAGAAAUUCACUGGACCAGGUUUAUUUCGGGAAGACCAGAGAAAUGGUUUGCACUCUUCGGCCGCCACCAGAAGUACUUAACAUGAGACUACCCGACAGCUGAGCCAAUGCAUAGAGACGUCAAUUUAACAAACGAAGAUAUGUUGUCUUGACAAUUAUUUCCUUAGGCAUAGUCUGUUUGUAUUCUUCGUUUUCAUAUGUACUUAAUAGUUAAUAGUCUGUGGAUCUGAAUCGACGACCCCUUCUUGUCCACCGAUCUGUGAUUAAAUGAGAAAGAUUGAGCGAAUCAU